Messenger RNA from Vicugna pacos (alpaca), 3453 nucleotides. It is a transcript of the gene DRC11L, whose product is annotated as IQ motif containing with AAA domain 1 like. NCBI's taxonomy places the organism in Eukaryota, Metazoa, Chordata, Mammalia, Artiodactyla, Camelidae. Gene Ontology annotation, molecular function: ATP hydrolysis activity; ATP binding; protein binding. The record is from RefSeq and is a predicted model, not a curated record.
AUGUCUGAGGGAGCUUAUCAGCGCCUCUGGGACUCCUCCCACUUAAUCCUUCAAGAGCUGCUGGACCAAGAGCAGCCCCUGCUCCAGCCCGUGCCUGAGCAGGAGCGGCAGUCUUUCCAGUACAGGCUCUCCUCGCUCUACCUGUACUACCUGGGGCUGCUGCGCCGGUUCGACACCCUCUAUGACCAGAUGGUGCAGCCGCAGAAGCGACGGCUGCUGCGGCGCCUGCUGGACGGCGUGGCGGGCCGUGUGCUGGAGCUCAAAGACGAUCUGGUGCGCGCCGACCUGUGCGAGACCCACUGCCUGGACCAAGUGCUGCAGGACCUCACGCUCACCCCGGCAGACCUGGAGGUUCCAAUUCCCAAAUACUUCCUGCUGGAGCAGUCCAGUGCUCUGAGAGAUCAAGAGCACAUGCUGGCAGAGAUCCUUUCCAGACUGGAGCCAGUGUACUCCAAGGGGAGGUUUCCAGUAUUACACCGGACUGAGGCCAUAAUUCUACUGCAAAGUGCUGAGCGGGCCAGGCAAGGCAGGCUUCGAGCCACCUUCAUGCGAGAGAUUCGGAAAGAAGAGGAGAGAGAUCGGAAGAUCCAGGAGGAAGGGCAGAACCAGUUCAAUGAGGACGAAGCAGCUGUCACCGUACAAAAGGUGUGGAAAGGUUACCUGCAGAGGAAACGCACUCGGCAGGACCGGCGAACAGAGAUGGAGUUCAUCGGCAUGCUGCCCUCGCCCAACCAGGUGGAGCACCUGGGCAUCAUGUCCCAGGCCAGCCUUGGGGAGGAGGUCCGGAGACUCCGCCAGCUGGAGAAGGAGGAGGAGUUCCAGCUGGCGAUGGUGAAGACCUACGAUUCCCUCAGAGAGACGGAGGGGCCCUACAUAAAGGAGAAAAUGAUGGAGCAAAUUCGACAGUGGUUUAUCGAGUGCCAUGCCCUUACUGGCCGAUUCCCUGAUUAUCCAGAUGAAUCUUCAGGUGGAUCCUACCUGAUCUUUGCAGACAAGACUCCAGAACAGGUGAAAAUGGAACUGGAGGUGCAGGUCCAGGAGAGCAAAAAGAAGGACCAAGAGAAAAGUAAGGGAAAAGAAAAGGGGAAAAAAGAAAAAAAGAAGAAGAAAGGGAAGGAGGCAAAAGCCAGGAAGAGGGAAGCAGAUACCACACUGAAAGUGUCACCAUCCAAGUCCAUCCCCGUGAUUAACGCCGGGCACGAGGAAUACACAAAUCUGUGGAAGAACAGGUAUGAGAGCCUCCAUCCCAACCAGAGUUUUGACUCUGAGACCCUCCAGGUGGAGAAGAGGAAGGAAGUGGAGCAGGAGAUCCGGAUACAGGUGGAUGAGCUGAUGCGUCAGGAGCUGAAGAACCUGCGACUGGCCGUGGACAGGGAGGAGGGGAGACCCUCAAAGGCUCCAAAGAAAAAGGCGGGGAAGAAAACUGGAAAGAAAAAGGAAAAAGAUCUGACCUCAGACAGGUCGAUGGACUCUCUGUUUGAAGAGCUCAUCGGCUUCGGCGUGCUGAAGAAGAGCGAGACAGUGGCGCUGAAGGACUAUGUUGGUGACUGCCUGUAUCUUGGAUCUGCUCUGAAUUUGGCAAACAAGUUGCCUAUGCCUUCCUUGUUUGACGUACGACAGAACGUGGCCUUGUAUGGGGUUCUUCGGCUUGGCUCCCCAGAUAUACACUCCAUGGCACCCCUCAUCCGCUCCAUCCUCCUGGUGGGCCCCUCGGGCGUGGGGAAGAGGAUGCUGGUGAAGGCCGUGUGCACGGAAACCGGUGCCAACCUUUUCGACCUGUCACCUGAAAACCUGCAGGGCAAAUACCCUGGCAAGACCGGGGUGCAGAUGCUGGUGCACAUAGUCUUUAAGGUGGCUCGAUACCUACAGCCCUCUGUGAUCUGGAUUGGGAAUGCUGAGAAGAAUUUCUACAAGCGGGUCCCAAAAGAAGACAAGGAGAUGGACCCAAAGCGAAUAAAGAAGGACCUCACCAAGGCCCUGCGACAGCUGAAUCCCGGAGACCGUGUGAUGCUGAUAGGGACCACCGACCAGCCGCAAGUGGCAGAGAUGAAGGGGCUGUGCCGCACCUACGAGCGGGUCCUCUUGGUGCCGCGGCCCGAUUAUGCGUCUCGCUAUGUGCUCUGGAAGCACAUGAUAGAGGCCCGGGGAGGACAGAUGACCCAGAAACUGGACAUCAGUGCCCUGGCCAAAGUGUCUGAUGGCUACACACCUGGCUGUAUCCUCCAAGCCGUCCACGCAGCGCUGACCGAGCAGCGGCUCUUACGAUUGUCCAAGCGGCCCCUGGUGGCCUCAGAGUUCCUGGGGCAUCUGGCGAAGCUGGAGCCAGUGCACAGGGAGGAGGAGGAGUCCCUGAAGGAUUGGUACUUCAAGACCCCACUGGGCAAGAGGAGAAUGGAACUUAGCAAGGACCAGGACGCUGCUGAGCAAGCCAAGCUGGCAAAGGAGAAGAAGAAGAGGAAGUGAUGCUGAGGCCGGGGUGUCUGAGAUUAGCGGUGGGACUGGGCGGAGCCCCACGGGCUAAGGGACCGGAUGUGGAGGGGGCGGAGGUAUAAAUGACCAGACACUCGGGGACCUGCUCUUUUUGUCCAUCUCUGUGCUUCCCCUCCCAGGUGCCCAGCCUCCACCUUGCCCCACCGUCUCCAGGCCCACACCCUCGCUGCUCACAGCCGGCUCCACUCUGGUCCCAGAGCCCUGUCCUCUGACCCCACCCGUGUCUGCAUCUCCUGUCAUUUUUCUGUCCUGCCUCCCCAGCUCUCUUCCUCCUCCAUGUAUUUAAGGGAGAAAAAUAAGGAAAGAAGGAGAAAGGGAAAGCAGAGAGAGGGGAGAAAGGUCUAUAUUAAGUGUAAAAAAAAAAACAGUCUGAAGGCCAGCGGACCCCGGUUCUAGCCCCACUUGGCCCGAAACUCUUGUGUGGUUUCCCACAAUCCUUUCCUGUCUCUGGGCCUCAGUUUCUUUCCCUGUGAAAUGAGGAGAGGUUGGAUCAGCCUGUACCCAUGGUCCCUUCAAUUCUAGGGUUUGGUUAUUUCUACAGGAGCGUCUGGAAAGUCAGGGAGGUGAGGGCUCUGGGCAGCAGCGGAGUGGGGUGGGGAGAGAAGGUUCUAGAGAAGAAGGCUGUAGGGAAAGGGAGGUACUGGUGGCCAGAGCAAAGGGCUGUGUGUGGGCCCAGGGCACUCUCUGAGACAUCUCCACCACUUUUCUCCGGGAACCACCCCGCCCACCCCCAUCUGCCCAAGCUCUGCCCGCCUUCCUCUGACCCAGAGCAUGUCCUUCAAGGGGCUGAAGGGGACAUAGCCUUCUGCCCUGGGCCGAAGUCCAACUGCAGGCUCCCCUUGCUGUGGGGGCUGGAGUCGAGGAACUCAGGGAGCAGGGUAUAACCCUGCCACCGUGAGGGGAGCCCCAGGGUUCCCUCCGAAGGAGCCGUGUAAGGAGUGUGGGAAUAAAGGUCAAAGCGUG